Molecule: messenger RNA, 709 nt
Organism: Aricia agestis (brown argus)
Lineage: Eukaryota; Metazoa; Arthropoda; Insecta; Lepidoptera; Lycaenidae
Product: protein GUCD1
Exons: 5
Coding region: 1-675 (224 amino acids)
Source: RefSeq, a predicted model, not a curated record
AUGGCAACGGAACUAAUCAACAAUGCGACAGAGCAAAGAUCUAUAUUUUAUAACACUGUUCAUGUUUGUCAACGCUACAAAUGGGAUUGCGGAAUUACAUGCGUUCUGAUGGUGAUUUCUGAAAGGGACAGAACUUACUUCACAUCCAACUUUUCUAUGAUUUGUCGAAAGGAAGAAAUAAAUGAAAGCACAUGGACUAUAGAUCUUUGCUAUCUCUUAAAACGAUUUAACGUGAAACAUUGUAUGUACACUAAAAAAAUUGGCAUAAAUAGCCAACUCAACAGCAGCAUUAUAGUAACAGAGAAGGAUAUUCAAAGGGUACGCAAAAGACUCAAAGAUGCGUCAAGUCUUGGAGUGCGAAUGAUCGAGACUACACUUCCUACAGAGGAACUACUGAAUCACGUGAAACGGUGCGGUCCAGCGAUAGUGCUGGUGAAUGCGAGGCUUCUGGCCUGCGACUGGUGCAAGCGAAACAAGCUCGCUUCGGAACUGAGAAGUAUCUUGGGCGGUACAUACCAGGGCCACUACAUAACUGUGGUGGGUCGGUCCCAGACCAAGGUCCUGUACCUGGAUCCCGCCAGCCAUCACACCUGCGCCACAACAGCCAGGGGCUUAGACGCCGCCCGCAGCGCCCCCGGCACAGACCACGAUGUUAUCCUUGUCAAUAAAAUGUAAUCUAUAUAUAUAAAACUCAAAUGUGACUGACUGA